GUGAACUCGUGAAAUCUCGCGUUGACUUGAAUAUAGCACCGUUACCACAGCGACAUCAAACUUUGAAGGAGUCAAGCAAUGAACGCUGCAAACAAAAAUCAAGAAAAAGAGGACGAGGACUUGCCGGCUGACAAUGAAAGCGACUUUAAACACAAAGAAGGUUCUUUAGAAGACGAACGGAGUUUAACAGAGGGGGAAGAAUACGUAGAAGCAGCGACAGGCAUGACAGAAACCCUUAACUGUUUUCAAACUGAGUGGACCGAGAUGGUGCAGAAAGGGCUGGUGGAUGCAGACAGAGUGGACGUGGUACCGGACGUGUACACUGAGAACCAGCGUCUGGAAAGGGAGCUGAAACAUGCCCGGCGGGAGAGAGAGGAGUACCGGCAGGCGGUGUCAGUCGCAGCUGAGACGCUGGUGAGGGCGCAGAAAGCCAGAGACCUCCAGAGACUGCAUCAUCAGCGUGUCAUCCAGGAGAAAAACAGGCUCAUUGAGGAGAUGAGGAAAGUCAAAGUGCAGUGCGACAGCUACGAACCUGCUUUAAAGCGAAUGAGUGAAAAAUACCAGGCAGUUUCGAGGCAGGUGUUGCUGGGGGCUUUGGAGAAGGACAAAGCAUUAGGACAGGAGAGCCGCCAGUCAUCUGAGCAGGAGUCCCUUAUCUGUGGGGAUGAGGAAGGAACGAUGAAGACUACAGGAAAGCCAGGUGUCAGGGAGCGUCCAGUGACCCAGCCAAGACCUCCGGCAUCUCCACGGUGUCCUCGGAGGCAGAACAGGGUGCAGUCAAUGAAAGCUAAUGCCCCUUGAUAGAAAUCAUAUCUAUAAAUUAGUAUUAACAGUCACACGUGUAUGUUUUUCCUUCUCAGGUACAGACACUUUGCAAAAUAACUUGCGUUUUUGGUUUUAUUGUGCUGUAAUUGGCAGAAAAAUGUUGUUCCUAAUGUAGCCUACUGAUUUAUGCACAAUUUUAUUUGUCACAUUCAUUGUCAUACGGAUCAAUCCACUGUAGUACAUGAAAUACUUUUUUGUGUGGUUUGCUAUGUAUUCACGUUGCAGGUAUAGCAACCAGAAUGUGAGGGUGUUGUUGGCAGAUUUUGCAAAAUGAUGUUGAAUAUUGUUCAUACAUAUUUAUACAUUUUUGGGGGAAAUAUCAGAGGAAGAAGUAAUAGCUGCACGUGCUAGAGGUGAUUUCUGCAAGACCUUGAUAUUCUAAAAUGUGUGAUUCUAAAUAUACAGAUCAAUUUGGCAAUAACAACUACAUGAGGGUUGUUUCAACUUGAUAGCUCUGUAGAUAUUUCUAGUUUGACUGUGAGAAGUGUUAGACUGCCAAAUUUAUGUAUGGUGAUAAUGUGAACAUGAUCACGGCAAUCAAAAUAAGUCCUGUGCACUGAAAUUCAGUUAAUCAGUUGUGAGACUUUUAACAUUAUUAUGACUGAGAUCCCAGCCAAGACAAAUGUGUACCUAUUUAUCAGUUUGUCAUUGCUACUUUUUUAUAUUUACACAUGUUGCACUGCAGAAGAUAACCACAAGAGGGCAUUCUCUAGCCAGAUUUGUUUACACUUACCACAGUGCAUACAGCAGUGCUGCACUCACUCAGAAAAAUUAUUAACAGCAUGAAAGCAGGAAUCUGCUGCAUUCGGAGACAAACCAGUAAAGUACCAGAGUCACUUAUGCUCAUAAGUGUAUUUAUUUUUCCACUGACGACCACAGUAAUGGAGUGUGCAGGGUUUGGAGUGGAAAUAAAGCCACUAAACAGACUAGGCAGGAACAUUAUACAGCUAAUAUUGCAAUAAAUUUUGUGCAGUGAAAUCACAUUAGAUGGCUUACAAUUUGUACAUGACAUUCAUGGGUAAUAUUUCUCCUCGAGGAGAUCACAAGGUACAGCAGUGCAGUGUUGUUUCCCUACUUUAGCAGAGAUGUUCUAGCUUGCAAGAGACAACCAGCCAACAUAGACUGCCCUACUGUUGUUUUUAUUUCAGCAUGGUCAUGGAAUGUAACUGAAGCUGAGGUCUUAUACACAUUUGUUGAUUAUGCAGCACAUUCAGUAGAUAUAACAAGUUCUCACACAGUUCUCUCUAACCUUGAACUUCAUACUUGAGCAGCAGAGUGGCACAGAGAUGCUGAGAGAGCUCUUUGAUCCAGAGAGGCCCAGGCGCAGCUACAGUACGUGUGACCAAAUGAUUUAUUGUCCUCUCCGGACCUCUAAAGUGCCACCCGCUCUGCAGUUUUGAAACAUCCAUUUAUGACUUUGAAAUUCAGUGAGAGACCACAGUCCGGUUCAGAGAGAGAUUUAGCCUCAAAUGAAAUAUUAAUAUGUUGCUGCCCGACCUGGCAUCUAUUGCCCUUGUGGACUUAAGGAUGAACUUCUGGGAAGUUUUCAAGCUGUAGGCACAAUAACCACAAGUUUAUUGUCCUUUUCUUUCUUUUUCUUAAAGCUGGUGCUGCUACUUUCAGCUUCCACAUUAUUUCUUUAUGCCCGGUAUGUUCCACAGAACAGUUGGUAUUUUAUUCUUUAUCUGUGAUGCUGACUGACGUUUAGUUUUGAUGCACUUAUUGUACACACUCUGACAGAUAACUGAGAGGUAAUGAUGUAAUAUAGAUACAGAGGCAGUUCCAGACGGAGAGAUAAAGGAAUGAAAAGGCGUCAGUGAUUUCUAUCAGCGGUCUCUGCUACCUUGCAAGACUUAAUCAUUCCCAGUAAUCAGAAGUUAUUCUGUGCUGCUUUGGUCUUUUCAAAUGACUUCUACACGCGAGACCGGCUUGGAAAGUGGAAGCAGGUUUCUUUUCCGACCACAAGCUAAAAUUACUUUUCUCCUUAUUUUUCAUCGAAGGUCCCUGAAGUGGUUUGUAGACUUAGAGACAAUGACCUAAGCAGUGUUAUGCUGCUCUUUGGUACUUAUUCAUAACAUUUCCUGUCCCAGCGAUUCCAUUACUCCUCUGCUGCCCUUGAGGAAUGUAACUGAGGAAUGUAAUGUUCCUUUCCACCCUUGUUUUCAUCUACAGGACAUAAUUGUGCCAGUUUAAAGCCUUUGUAAUUUCCACAAAUGGCCUCAAAGUUAAUAAAGUGAUGGUUCAA
Molecule: messenger RNA, 3070 nt
Organism: Amphiprion ocellaris (clown anemonefish)
Lineage: Eukaryota; Metazoa; Chordata; Actinopteri; Pomacentridae
Product: sperm-associated antigen 16 protein-like
Exons: 2
Coding region: 79-801 (240 amino acids)
Biological process (GO): axoneme assembly
Cellular component (GO): axonemal central apparatus
Source: RefSeq, a predicted model, not a curated record